AUGAGCACCUACACCGUGUCGCUGCCCGGCCCCGGGCCCUGGGGCUUCAGGCUGCAGGGGGGGAAGGACUUCAACAUGCCUCUGACCAUCUCCAGGAUCACUCCGGGCAGCAAGGCGGCGCAGGGUAACCUGGUCCAGGGUGACGUCAUCGUCGCCAUCGACGGCGUCGGCACCGACGGGAUGACUCACCUGGAGGCCCAGAACAAGAUCAAGAUGGCUAACUACAACCUGACGCUCACCAUGACCAAGGCCAAGCGUCCCGCUCCGAUGCAGUCACAGAGAAUGGACACCUCCAUCCCCAUGAUCCCACACCAACAGUUUGAAAUAGAAACGAGUCUGGGCGUGACCCUGCAGUACCAGCAGCAAAUCCCACAGCAGUACCAGCAGCCAAUCCCACAGCAGUACCAGCAGCCAAUCCCGCAGCAGUACCAGCAGCCAAUCCCACAGCAGUACCAGCAGCCAAUUCCACAGCAGUACCAGCAGCCCCCCACGCAACAGGCCCCGCCCACUCAGCAGAGCUCCAUUCAGAUCCCUCUUGGCUCUGCCCCUCUCAAGGUGGUCAGCACCGCCUGCAUCUACCCAUCGCAGCCAGCUUCAGCUCCACCUCCUGCUCCUGCUCCACUUCAGCCCCGCCCCCCAGCUGCCGCCUCAGCCCCGGCUCCAGGUGGCCCCGCCUCCUCUAACCGACCCCCCUGGGUAUCCGACACCAACUUCGCCGACAAGUUUGACCCCAGUAAGAUGACAACCACCACCAUGAAGAUGCUGCCCCAGGCCGCCCCUCCUCCUCCAGCAUACAUCCCCAACCCCUCUCCCUCCGCACCUGUAGCUCCAAGCCCCGCCCCCAUUAUAUCAAGCCCUGCCCCAUUUGCGCCUGUGGCAAGGGGUGUGGCCCAAAGGGCGGAGAGGGUUGCCGCCAGCAACCGCUCGGCUCUGUGUGGGUCCUGUAACAGCGUCAUCAGGGGCCCCUUCCUGGUGGCCCUCGGCCGGUCCUGGCACCCCGAGGAGUUUAACUGUCACUAUUGCCACGUGUCACUGGCUGACGUCAGCUUCGUGGAGGAGCAGAACAACGUCUACUGCGAGAACUGCUACGAGGAGUUCUUCGCUCCGACCUGUGCCCGCUGCACAACCAAGAUCAUGGGGGAAGUGAUGCACGCCCUGCGGCAGACGUGGCACACCACCUGCUUUGUGUGCGCGGCCUGCGGCAACGCCUUUGGAAACAGCCUCUUCCACAUGGAGGACGGAGAGCCGUACUGCGAGAAAGAUUACAUCUCACUCUUCAGCACUAAGUGUCAUGGCUGUGACUUCCCCGUCGAAGCGGGCGAUAAGUUCAUUGAGGCUCUGGGCCACACCUGGCACGACACCUGCUUCGUCUGUGCGGUUUGCCACGUGAACCUCGAGGGUCAGCCUUUCUACUCAAAGAAAGACAAACCUCUGUGCAAGAAGCAUGCUCACGCCAUCAAUGUGUAGACCAAAAGGCUGGAGACCUGCUGCUCUGGCCGUCGCCGGGGGCAACGCCGUCGGCCCAUGGAAAAACGAACCCGAGUCGACGACAACAACUUUUUGCAAGAUGUGUGUGCAGAUGCUCUUUAUGCAAAAUACAUUGCUUUUUUUUUCUUUUGGUGCAUUAAUAUUAUUGAUUUAAAACGACGCUGCCUGAUGAUACCGCUUCAGAACAGAAACAAAAACAAGUCAUUAUGUUGUCGUUGCUGUUGGCCAUCCAACCCACUGUAUUAUGUUCUUUUAAUUUUCAUAUGUUUUCUAACAGAAACUACUCGAUGUAACCGCUGUGCUGUUCGGCUCAGAAAUGUAGUCUUGGGUGUGCCAAAUUAAAAAAACUUUUAAAUAUUCUCACCAGUUAAUAUACUUUGAAAUGUAAAAUAAAUAUAUGUAACU
Molecule: messenger RNA, 1893 nt
Organism: Cyclopterus lumpus (lumpfish)
Lineage: Eukaryota; Metazoa; Chordata; Actinopteri; Perciformes; Cyclopteridae
Product: LIM domain-binding protein 3-like
Exons: 11
Coding region: 1-1467 (488 amino acids)
Biological process (GO): heart development; actin cytoskeleton organization; muscle structure development
Cellular component (GO): stress fiber; filamentous actin; Z disc
Molecular function (GO): actin binding; muscle alpha-actinin binding
Source: RefSeq, a predicted model, not a curated record